Molecule: messenger RNA, 2623 nt
Organism: Planococcus citri (citrus mealybug)
Lineage: Eukaryota; Metazoa; Arthropoda; Insecta; Hemiptera; Pseudococcidae
Gene: dmpd
Product: F-box protein dmpd
Exons: 8
Coding region: 285-1895 (536 amino acids)
Biological process (GO): positive regulation of DNA-templated transcription
Cellular component (GO): nucleus
Molecular function (GO): transcription coactivator activity; protein binding
Source: RefSeq, a predicted model, not a curated record
UGUUGAAUUACCGAUUACGAUUAGGGGAUAUGGAAAUUAGGUAGUAUGUAUUGUAGAAGAAGCUUCCAUUUCACUGUAACAAAGAGAUUAAUUUUUAUUAAGUUUCAAAAUUCAGUUUUCUAGUUAAAUUUUUCCAAUUUAAUCGUUUUCGAAUGGUGUUUGUAUUCGUUAGUAGUUAUGAAAAUAAUUUAUCAUACAUGAACCGCGAAUCGUAACGAAGUGUAUAACUUUAACGGAGCUGCAAAGCCUUCAAGAUAUUUUUCCAAAUAGAACUUUCAAGCAACAUGGUCUCGACCCGUCUGCAAAGCAACAGUGGCGGUUCCAACGGCGGAGACGGUUCUUUUCCAUCGUAUUCGGAUAUAAUUGCAUCCAAGGGAUGCGCCGGUGGUAAAGAUGCAAAAUCACUCGUACCAGUGGUGUCGACGAGGUUACAAAAUACCAUUUCGAGCGGAGAUUUGCUGCCAUCGAGUGUCGACGUAGCCUCGGGCAAAUUAUCGACUGUGGGUUGUGUUACGAGAUCAAAUACGGUAGUUCAUAACCAAGUCGCUUGUCAUUCCAAAGAUAAUCCAUCGAAAUCCAGUCUGAAUUUAUUAGACUUGCCGACGGAAAUACUUCAAAAAAUAGUAGCUUAUACUGGAUUCAAAACCGUGGCAAAUUUAAGAAUUGUUAAUAAGCGAAUGGACCAAAUAUGCGGGUCAUUGUUGAAUUUGACUUUUAACAAAUUACAAAAUUCCAUGUUGACUAGAUUUCAAAGUAUUAAAGCACAAAUGCCACGACGUGAAUCUGCCCGUAGACAGCAUCCUUUGGCCUGCGAGUUCGAUAUUGUAGAAACAAUCUACAUGCGUUUAAAUUUACUGCACUGCACUUUUGGCAAACAUAUAGAAAAAAAGCUCAUGUAUUUCUUUCCUGGUGAAGUUUUAGAUGAAGUUCAUCGAAUUUUAUUCUAUAUAAAAGUAACUCCCAAGUUACCUAGGCCUUAUAGAGUAACGGACGAGUUAUUUGAUUUGACAACUAUGGCUAUGGAGUAUUUUAAAGAGAAAUUAGAACCGAAUUUACCAGAGGUCACGUAUUGCGUUAACGAUUUAACUAAUUAUUCUCCUAGAGGUACCGUAGGAGCGAGUAGUUCUUGCUCGACUAGAUUCGAUGACAGUUCGUUAGCGAUGGAAUUCGCAAUUACGGAAGAAGAAGCGACUGCUUCACGUUCGCAGUCGCAAAUGGUUUUGCGAAAACGCAUUCGCAAAAUAAAACAAGGAAUGAAACUGUAUAACUCGCAGUUGACUACGAUGAAGCGAGAACUGAAAAGUUAUAAAACGAAAAUGGCAGACCAACAAAAAACCAUCCUUGCGUAUGCCACUCGUUUGGAUGAAAACGAUAAAAAGAACGAAGAAAUGUCCAGGAAGUAUAGUACAUUAUUGCAGGAAUUAAAUAAAUGUAAAACGGAGUUGCAAUAUUGGCGUUCGAAAUCUCCAUUGAAUCCGAUUUGCGGAGCUUGCGGUACUCCUGUUGCUACUCUUCCGAUCGAAGACAUGGAAGCAUUAUCAAAUCAGGGAGUCAUCAUACCAAUGGUAGUCGUUCAGCCUAUCGACGUGGUAGCCGCUGCUGCUGCAUCCGUUGAAGAAGUCGCGGAAAAAAAUGAGCUCGUCGAAAUAGGCGCUAAAGAAGCGCAAUCCGAAGUGCCGUCGACCAAAUCAGACGAACCGUCGAGCAGUUCUAAAAGUGCCGAAGAGAUGCAAACAAAUAGCGAAGAACAGGCAAAUAGUGAGAGCGAAAGUGCUCUCAAAGGACGAUCAUCGAAACCUACUAAAAGGAAAUCGGUUUCGGAUACGUCUCAAACCUUCAAACGGCCAAGAGGCGUUUUAAAAUUACGCAAUAAAACCAUCAGAAUAAUGAAAUGAUUUCUGGCGAAAAUAAUGAGAAAAAAAACAUCGACUUUUGGUUUUUGUCGUUUUUUUUUUUUAAAUAAUUUUUUUAUGUGAAUUUUAAAUUAGUAAUUUUUUUUAUACUGAUGAAAUGGACGUUUCUGAAAAAUUGAUUUUUUAUAAUAUUACAAUACACACUGUACAAAUAUAACCAUAUCUUUUUUUCUCCUUAAAAUACAUAAUAUAAUUUUUAUUGUUAGGAUAUAUCAUCUAUUAUUUGAAAAAAAAAACUGAUAAUUUCUUUACUUUAUAAUUUUAUUUAUUAAAUUAUUUAUAGGUAAUUUAUUUUAUGAACCCAGGCGAUGUGCUUUUAUAAAAGUGUUUUCAGGGGAAAAUUAAUUUAGAUAGGCGGAUAUUUUCUUAUUCAGUUAUAAAAUCUGACAUUUUCCAAUGUAUUUUCACAAUUUUUCUUUAAUUUUCCUGAGUUACAUUCAUGUUUUCACAAUGUUGAUAUUUAUAGUCUUAGCAUUUUUCCAGUGCAAUAUGUUUUCUUUUGUUUCGUAACACGAAAAAUGUUCUCUUCACCUCGAAACUGAAAGCCGCCAAGAAAUUGAGUUUCUUAGCAAACCAAAUGAUGUUUAAAAACUUAUCUUUUUUUUAAAAUCGAGAGUUUUUUUUAAAGUUUUAAUUAUCAUUUGAAUGUACAAACAAUAGUUAUGUUAUCUAUAUCGAAAGAUUUUUAACUGAAUAAACUUUUUAUUACA